Molecule: messenger RNA, 649 nt
Organism: Anolis carolinensis (green anole)
Lineage: Eukaryota; Metazoa; Chordata; Lepidosauria; Squamata; Anolidae
Product: IQ domain-containing protein F2-like
Exons: 3
Coding region: 67-573 (168 amino acids)
Molecular function (GO): calmodulin binding
Source: RefSeq, a predicted model, not a curated record
GGCCCGCCAAGAUUAGUCCACUAAUAGAACUUCAGCUACAAGGAGCUCAUCAAUUCCAUCAGAUACAUGAUCAUUUUCUGGAAAAAAAUGUCAAACUGUUGGAAAAAAUGUUGUGGUAAGAUCUGUAAAUCUAAACCAAAAUCUGAAGUUACCCCUGAUCCAGAUGAAGCUCCAACUGAAGAAGAUGACCAACUUUUGCAACAACAAAUUAAGGCUGCUAUUACCAUCCAAAAAGCGUGGCGUGGUGCACUGGUUCGGCGUAGUCUGAAGUUAGCCACGAACUGUGCAUUAAUAAUCCAGAGAUGGUGGCGCAAGACACUGCAACACGCACUGGAUAAGAGAAAGAUAAAGGCCUUGGUGAUGUACAUUUGGCCUGAGAAGUCUACUGUUCUCUUACAGUCAUUGUUUAGGAUGUGGCUUAUGAAAACCAGAUACAAGAAGUAUCAAAAGGCGGCCUAUGUCAUCCAAAACCACUGGCGGAAUUACUGCUUCGUGAAAGCAUCCAGCACCUAUUCUCUCAACAACCUGGCACAUGAAGGCAUAGAUUUGAACAUUGAAAUUGUUGUUGGGUAAAAUGACCCCAUGGAGAAAGUAGAAAAGUCUGUUCUCAGGCAACAGCGGCUAGAAUAAAUUGAUACUUUAAAACAUA